AACCCCAGAGUCUUCUGGCUCCUGCUGCUUUUAAUCUUUUUUGGAUAUUUCUCCGAUUUUUCCAAACGCCCACAGAGCCUCAGGAAAACCUCUUAAUUCAACCAGCGAUCAUGGAAGAAAGUACCACUUUCUAUUUACAAAAUAUUCUAAAGAUGUUUGGAUAUCGCUUUGCUGCAUGGAGAUGGCUGUUUGUAGGGGAACAAGUAUACAGCCUAUAUUGUUACAGUCAUUUUGCAAGGACUAUCAUCUCUGCCGCUUCUAAAGGAACAUCAUCUUCAGCGAGCUAUCUCGGCACAGCAGGUAUAUGGAGAGAAGAGGGAUAAUAUGGUUAUACCGGUCCCAGAGGCAGAAAGUAAUAUCGCUUACUAUGAAUCUAUAUAUCCUGGGGAAUUUAGGAUGCCAAAGCAGCUCAUUCACAUACAGCCUUUUAGUUUGGAUGCUGAACAGCCUGAUUAUGACUUGGAUUCAGAAGAUGACGCCUUUGUGAAUAAGUUGAAGAAAAGAAUGGACAUCUCUCCUUUGCAGUUUGAGGAGAUGAUAGACAGGCUAGAAAAGGGCAGUGGUCAGCAGCCAGUCAGCCUGCAGGAGGCCAAACUGCUUCUGAAGGAAGAUGAUGAAUUAAUUAGAGAAGUGUAUGAGUACUGGAUUAAAAAGAGGAAAAACUGUCGAGGUCCCUCUCUUAUCCCAGCAGUAAAACAAGAGAAGCGAGAUGGUUCCAGCACAAAUGAUCCUUAUGUUGCUUUUAGAAGGCGAACAGAAAAGAUGCAGACUCGAAAAAAUCGAAAGAAUGAUGAAGCAUCUUAUGAAAAGAUGCUUAAGUUGCGUCGAGAUCUGAGUCGUGCAGUAACUAUCCUAGAGAUGAUAAAGAGAAGGGAAAAAAGCAAGAGGGAGUUAUUGCAUUUAACACUGGAAAUUAUGGAAAAGAGGUAUAAUUUGGGUGACUACAGUGGAGAGAUCAUGUCCGAGGUUAUGGCACAGCGGCAGCCAAUGAAACCUACCUAUGCCAUCCCCAUCAUUCCUGUUACAAAUAGCAGUCCAUUUAAGCAUCAAGAAGCUAUGGAACUGAAGGAAUUCAAAGUUAACAAGCAAGAGAAAGCUGAUGUUAUAAGACCCAAAAGGAAAUACGAGAAGAAGCCCAAAGUCUUGCCUUCAUCUGCUGCUGCUACUCCUCAACAGACAAGUCCUGCUGCACUGCCAGUCUUUAAUGCUAAAGAUCUGAAUCAGUAUGAUUUCCCAAGCUCAGAUGAAGAACCUCUUUCCCAAGUUAUGUCUGGUUCCUCCGAAGCUGAGGAAGAAAAUGAUCCUGAUGGUCCUUUUGCUUUCCGUAGGAAAGCAGGUUGUCAGUACUAUGCUCCUCAUUUAGACCAAACCGGCAACUGGCCAUGGAGUAGUCCUAAAGAUGGAAGAUUAGGAGAUGUCCGCUAUAGAUACUGCUUAACCACGCUCACUGUACCCCAAAGGUGUAUUGGGUUUGCACGAAGACGGGUUGGUCGUGGUGGAAGGGUGCUACUGGACAGAGCGCAUUCAGACUACAACAGUACGUUUCGCCAGCUGGAUUUGGAAAUGCUUUCCUCAACGCAACACUCUUCAAUCAGUCAAGUUGCCAAUACCUCAGAAACAAAUACCUCGGACAAAUCUUUCUCUAAAGACCUCAGUCAGAUACUAGUCAAUAUCAAAUCAUGUAGAUGGCGGCAUUUUAGGCCUCGGACACCAUCUCUACAUGACAGUGACAAUGAUGAACUCUCCUGUAGGAAAUUAUACAGGGGUAUAAAUCGAACAGGCACAGCACAACCUGGGACCCAGACAUGCAGUACCUCUAUACAAAGUAAAAGUAGCAGUGGUUCAGCACACUUUGCAUUUACAGCCGAACAAUACCAGCAACAUCAACAGCAACUGGCACUAAUGCAGCAACAGCAGUUUGCACAAAUUCAUCAACAGCAAGCAAAUAGUAAUUCCUCUGCCAACACUUCACAGAACCUUGAAACUAACCAACAGGAAAGUGGCUUUCGCCUGAAUCUACAUCAUAGCCAUUCUGUAAAGUGUUUAGAAGGGACACUGCAGGGUUUUGUUUCCAAGACAUUGGAUUCUGUUAGUGCUCAAUUUGCUGCUUCAGCUUUGGUAACAUCUGAACAAUUGAUGGGAUUCAAAAUGAAGGAUGAUGUGGUGCUUGGAAUUGGGGUGAAUGGCAUCCUUCAGGCCUCAGGAGUAUACAAGGGCUUACACCUCAGUAGUACUACACCUACAGCACUUGUACAUACAAGUUCAUCGUCAGCAGCAGGUUCAACCUUGUUACCGCCUUCAAAUAUAACACAGACUUCGAGUUCCCACAGUGCCAACUCUGCAACAGCUCAGGUCCUGAUUGGGAACAACAUUCGAUUAACUGUACCCUCAUCAGUUGCCACUGUAAACUCUAUUUCCACACGACGUAUACCUAGGACUUUAAGUGCUGUUCCAUCAUCUGCCUUAAAGCUGGCUGCAGCAGCAAACUGUCAGGUGCCCAAGGUUCCAGCUUCAUCCUCUGUGGAUGCAGUACCAAGGGAAAACCAUGAAACAGAAAAGCCAGCACUGAACAAUAUAGUGGACAAUACAGUAGCAAUGGAGGUGACGUAGUUUCCAUAGGAAUGGAACUGCAGCCUUGGGAACUUGUUUAGGUGCUAUGCAUCAGUAGCAUUUUGAAUGCAAGGGAUGAUGGAAUGCCGCACAUUGCGUUUCCAUGGCAGCUGUGGGGACUUGACAGCAAUGCACAUCUCUCAUGCUUUGGAUUUUCUUUUCUUACUGUUAAUAGGAAAGAAUCAACAUCUGUAAAUUAAGAAUACAGCAAUUAUCUGUACAGUACUGCAUAUUUGUAAUACCCUGUAUAUAUGUUACUUGAAUACAGAACUGUUCAUUUGUGAUGCUUUGCACUUGGGG
Messenger RNA from Mauremys reevesii (Reeves's turtle), 2910 nucleotides. RefSeq names its product enhancer of polycomb homolog 1 (gene EPC1). Gene Ontology annotation, cellular component: piccolo histone acetyltransferase complex. Lineage: Eukaryota; Metazoa; Chordata; Testudines; Geoemydidae. The record is from RefSeq and is a predicted model, not a curated record. The transcript is spliced from 15 exons. Gene Ontology annotation, biological process: regulation of transcription by RNA polymerase II. The coding region runs from base 325 to 2610 and encodes 761 amino acids.